AUGACGCCGAUAGUUGCGGACAAAGCUCAUGGUGGUGGAAAGCUGGUUGCAUUAGAGGGGAACAUAAACACUAUCACAACUCAACUACGACUCCUUCCACAUUCGCAUAUGAUUCUUAUUCUUGCACCGCUCGAUCAUUAUUUAAGUGAAGACCACAAAAGAGAACCAUUUGAGGCUCGAGCAUUCGUUCGCGAUGUUCAUAUUGCGCUCACGCGACGAAACGAAGUAGCGAGGUCAUUUUUACGAUCAUCUCAAUCGAAAUUGGCAUUUUUGAAUGGCGGUAGUGUUAGUGCGCGAGCAAUAUGCGUUGCUAAAAUAUCUCAAAGGCUCACAUAUGGAAAUUUCGCAGAAGCCGCGACAAUCUUCCAUGAUAUUGUCAAGGAUGGAGUAGCAGGCCUUUUUGGAGGUACCAAGUCUUCAUCCCCUUCCUCGAAAUCUACACCUAUUCCAGAGCCGGCAAAGGUAACAGCUAGACCUCGCGCAAAGCUACCAAAGAAGUUGGAUUUAAGAAGUACAAAGAGCGCAGCGACAUUGAGUGGAAAAGACCUGCCGGAAUGUGAGAUCGACAUGGAAGGAAAUGGUACAUCUGGAGCUCGAAAUCUGAGGCGAAGCAUGGCUGAUAGUGGUCCUCAAAUUAUACAUAUUCCUGGAGAAUCUCGGACAAUCACAUCAAGACGAUCGAUGCGGGAAUCUCAGCAUGGAAGCGAUAUCGUGACAACAGUCGUUUCAAUACCUUCUGAACCAAGGACAAGUCAAAUCAAUGGAACGCGUUGUCGGCUGAGCCAAUACAGCGGUACAUUCGGACCCCGACCAUCAUCAAGCUCAAAGCCAUCUUUUUCUGUACCGAGAAGCAGAUAUUCAACACAACCAACUACGGACAUUGACGAAGAUGAAGAUUACUUUGAAUACAUUUCGCAAGAUGAUGACAACUUAUUUUCUUCACCUAACGUUGUUUAUGGUGAGGCAUGUGUUGUGGAUAUGCAAUCUGCUUUACCAACACCGACAACGCCAAGCUGGACCAAGUCUAUCGGAGAUCUGUUACUUCAAGAUGAUCCGAAAACCUCGCUCUAUUUCAAACAUGCUGCCUCAACAAGCGAUCUGAGGAGUUCAUUCAAUAUACCCAGAAGGAGUUUUAUGAAAGAUUCGACUUUUGAGCAAUUGCCAAAAGCAGCAUUUGUCAAGGCGUCUAAAACGACCAUUAGGAGGUCUUUGACUCCAAACACUCCGAAUUUUAGAGAUUCGAUACGAUCAAACUCAAAGGGUGUGUCUCAUGCAUUCAAGGGCUGUGGUACUGAACUUGAGGAAGAGGAUCUCGAUUUAACUAAGCCGGUAUUUGAUAUCGCUGAGGAUUUAAUCAUUCAUUUCACGGAUAAUUCACCAAUAGAAAUUAGUCGAUCAAUAUCAGAGUAUAGGAGUGGUAAUUUUCCAAUCUCUUCACCACUUCUACCGAGGCCACUGCCAACCCCUCCUACCACAGCACCUAUGGCAACUGAAUCCUUGAAUUCAGGACAAUCUGUAAAUCAAUGGAGACUUAAGACCCACUCUGAUUGCCCAAAAAGCAUCGAAGCUGAUUCUUAUUUCAGCCAGUCGCCGGUUCAGGAAGAGAUAGAGCGACAGAAGGCAUUUAAUAGGCCCCUAUCAACAUCCGCAUCAACUACUUUCUCUAUUAACAAAGGCACGGCCUAUAAGUUCUGCGAAUUUCCAGGUGCAUACAGCAAUAAGUCAAUUGAUAUCCAAAAUGAAUUCCGCUCUUUUUUGAAUUUUCAUUUUCCAGAAGAGGCCAAGGCGCUCAACCAAUACCAAAAUUCGGUAAUGUUUGAGUCGGGUCCAUUUUGGAAAGAUAUGUUCAGCAACGGUAGUUCAACAUCUUGCGAAGGACCUGAUGUGGAUCAAAUCAUAGCAGUUGGAUGUGAAAAGGGAAUAAGUGAUGUUUUCUCCAGUCAGCUUCUUAGGCAAGUCGAAAACAUUGGCAUCAAGAAAAGUGGUGAGAGUCGAAGCGGUCGACUUGAUCUUAGGUAUUUGGACUUCAAUUUUUCUGAUUGCUCUAGUUUAUUAACAACAAUUAGAUUCCUAAUCGCAAGUGCUAUGCAAACUUUCAUGUCUCAACCUCUAGUUGCUCGCAAAGAUUUGGAUCCCAUGGCCGACCCAAGAUUACUCGCCGACCUAAUUGUUCCACAUCUCGAAACAUACCUUGCUACCAAUUCCAUGGUUCGAUUUCUAAUCCUCAGCUUCCCAUUUGACCAAAUUGCGACAGUCAUUGCUCUUCGGAGCCUUCUAGGUUCAGAUCUUGUGAAAGUUGCCGGAGUUUUAGAUACCCUUUCUUCAGAUCCUCCUUCAUUUGCUAAACCUCCGCUUCCUAAAUUUCAUUCUUCGCAUCAUUCAUUUGACGCCGCUGUCGCUACCGAUCUUCUUAAGCGUACGGAAUAUCCUCAGCGAUACCCUCUUAAAUCCUCGCUUGAUGCAUUGAGAGAUGCCGACCCAGAAACGAUACUCAAAAGAUCUUCAUCAUCCUUCUCCCUGUUCAUCAAAGCCGACUACCACUUACCAUCUACCGCUUCAGGCUCCGAAAUACAAAAUUUCUUAACCUUAAUCCGCAAAAAUAUGGUCGAAAGAUUCUCCUGGUAUAGUAUCGAACAGGUCUUCCUCCGGCCUCUCCCAAUACCAAGCCAAACAAUUAUCAUGAAGGAUGCAUCGACCACCACGGAAGAGCUCUUGCGUGCAGAUUCCGACACAGACAUGUCACAAUUUAUUACCGAACAAAAUUCAUCCAUAACUUCCUCCUUAUACGAUAGCGAUUUAUUAGACGCCGAAAUCCUACGCUUACCUACACAUCUAUCCACCCGCCCAUCUUAUUUUCCAGCUAGUAGCCGAGCAACCAGUCGUUCAAUAUCCCCAGCGCCUGCUACUCCUCCUCGCUCAUCUUCGUAUAGUGCAGGCGGCUCCACCAUUCGUCAUAUUCCCAUCGCCAUCGAACGACAUUCUAUAUCCCGCGACGCCAUACGUCCCCACGAUCAAAUUUUCCCACCACCUCAAACCCAAACCCAAACCCACAUCCAAGAACAACAACAAGAAGCAAUAUACACCUACGCCCACAGCACCACAAGCUCCACCUCAGUCCCCCACCUCGACCGCACCCACUCAGAUGAAAUCAGCGUGGACACCUCCGAAGUCGACCUCGAAAUCGAAGUAGAUAGCGAAGAUGACGCGUACGAUCGCAUGGUAAUGGGAUGUUAUUCGCCCAUGGGUGCGAAGAGGAGGAGCACGUUUCUUCAGGCGAGAUUUGGUGCUUAUGGUGGAGGUGGGAGUGGAAGUGCGAAAGGAGAGGUAAAGGCGAGGGCGAAGGGGAAUAGUAGGAAGGCGCUUAAGUGGUUGGGAUUGGCUUGA
Molecule: messenger RNA, 3384 nt
Organism: Sclerotinia sclerotiorum 1980 UF-70
Lineage: Eukaryota; Fungi; Ascomycota; Leotiomycetes; Helotiales; Sclerotiniaceae
Exons: 1
Coding region: 1-3384 (1127 amino acids)
Source: RefSeq, a predicted model, not a curated record